ACCCGCCCCCGCCCCCGAGGGAGCGGCUCCGGCAGGAAGGCGGCAGCGGGGCCCGGUCACUGAGCCUCCACCAUGAGCUCGGCCAGGGAGUCCCAGAGCCACCACGGCCUGAAGCGAGCGGCCUCCCCCGAUGGCUCCAGCAGCUGGGAGGCGGCGGAUCUGGGCAACGAGGAGCGCAAGCAGAAGUUCCUGCGGCUGAUGGGCGCCGGGAAGAAAGAACAUACUGGCCGCCUUGUUAUCGGAGACCACAGAUCAACCUCUCACUUCAGGACAGGGGAAGAAGACAAGAAAAUGAAUGAAGAAUUGGAGUCCCAGUACCAACAAAGCAUGGACAGCACGAUGUCUGGGCGGAACCGGCGCCACUGUGGACUUGGUUUCAGUGAGUUUCAGGAAGAUGAAGAACAAGAAGAGGCAGCUGGACACUCCUCUGAUGAGAGUUCAGAGGACUCUGAAAGUGGCUCUGAUUCGGAGCAAGAGGAGUCUGCAGAGGAGCUACAACCUGCUGAAAAACAUGAGGAAGCUGAGGUUCCAGAAAACAAAAAAGAAGCAAAAAGCAACUAUAAAAUGAUGUUUGUGAAAGCCAGUGGUUCAUAACUGCAGAUGUAACAGCUUUGUAUUUAAAGUACAGUAAGCCUUAUUGUUACAGUGCAAAGUGGAGGACUGCUACAGCACAAAUCUUUGUAUUUUGAUUUUAAAAAGACCCCGUUAGAUGACAAAAAGUAGUAUUUGCUUUCUGUUGCCAUGGAUAACGUUUUUAUGGGCACAGUGAUAUUACUGGUAUUUUUAAAGUGUAUGAAAUCCUGGACGGAGAAAUAAAUUUGUUCUGCCCAAUCUCUACAAUGUUAUCUAAACUAUCCCUUCCCUUAUUCCAUGCCAGAUAAGGAAGCUUCAUGUUAGUGGUUUAUUCAGUUAGUACCCCAGUCUUGAAUUUUUAACUAUUAAGAUUACAUGUGAAUUAUGUGAUGUUGCAUUAGUUGUAAAAUACCAAUAUCAGCAUUAUUCUGUGAUGUACUAGAGCUUUAAACAAUGAUUUUGUCUAUAGAUGCUAGUGUUGGCAGGGCUGAGAGGAGAAAUCGCUCACUUUUGUGAUAGUAUUAAUCACUGUAUCCAUCUGAAGUCCUACAGCAGUUGCAUGGAGAAUAAUACAACAGAAGGCUCUAAUUGCUUCUUUGGCUUUCUAAUGAGGGGAAUAAGCUGUAGUUUUUUCUACCUUUCAGUAGAAAAGAGUGAUUUUUGAAUUACUGGUUCCUGGUUAUAGCACUGAGCUGUUAUUAAAAAUAACUCCUCCCGAAGAAAAAGUUUACUUUGAAAGAGAAAGUAUACUUUGAUAAUGAAAAGGAUAUACAAAUCAUUUAGCUUUUUUAAAAUAUAGAAUUAAGAGUUAAGUACUUGAGCCCUUCUUCCUUUUCUCCCCGUACAUGCAUCACUUGGAGGUCUGAGUCAAUUAUCACAAGGUGGUACCUCUCAAGUCAACUGAUAUGCUUAGAGAGCCAGCAACUCCUUCCAGCAAGAAUUAAAUACAUCCAUUCCUCUGCAAAUUCAUUGCAUUCAAGUAAUGAAUAAAAUAUCAGAGCUUUUUAGACUUUGUUUCCUCUUAGUACAUUAGAUCACCUGCCUCUCCUUGCUGGGAGAACAGGACAUCUGAUCUGUACCUCUAGUACAGCCACGUUCUGCCACAGCAGUGUUUCAAGAAACACUCUGGAUGCUCAUGGAGAAUUCCAUUCCUGUGUACAAUUUCUGACAUGCAGACAGCAUUUUCCAGCCAGUGGGCUGGCAGGAAAGCAGCAGUAUGUACUAUCAUUGCAUAGUUAUUGGAUGUAAACAUUGCAGCAUCAGUUAUUGGGGGAGGACUUGGAAUAAGUUACAUUAUGAAAAAGAAUAAAAGUAAUAUUGUAAAUAAAAA
Neopelma chrysocephalum (saffron-crested tyrant-manakin) is the source of this 1903-nucleotide messenger RNA. RefSeq names its product chromosome unknown C11orf58 homolog (gene CUNH11orf58). The record is from RefSeq and is a predicted model, not a curated record. The transcript is spliced from 5 exons. NCBI's taxonomy places the organism in Eukaryota, Metazoa, Chordata, Aves, Passeriformes, Pipridae. Bases 73 to 594 code for a protein of 173 amino acids.